Molecule: messenger RNA, 732 nt
Organism: Amblyraja radiata (thorny skate)
Lineage: Eukaryota; Metazoa; Chordata; Chondrichthyes; Rajiformes; Rajidae
Product: peptide YY-like
Exons: 4
Coding region: 28-426 (132 amino acids)
Biological process (GO): neuropeptide signaling pathway; feeding behavior
Cellular component (GO): extracellular region
Molecular function (GO): neuropeptide hormone activity; neuropeptide Y receptor binding
Source: RefSeq, a predicted model, not a curated record
AGUCCGCUCAUAUAAAAGGGACCCGGGAUGUUGAGCGGCAUCAGAUGCAAGCUGGGGACGGCUGAGCGAAUCAGUCAGGACAGGUACAAGGAGAUUUUCUUUGAUCGUCGGCAAGACUCUCAGACAAUAGAGAACAUGGUAGCUGUGCAGAAACCUUGGACCACCCUGUUUGUCCUUGCAGUGUGUGUGCUGGUGUGCCUAGGGACCUUGGUGGAUGCCUACCCUCCGAAACCAGAGAACCCAGGAGACGAUGCACCUCCCGAGGAACUGGCGAAGUACUACUCUGCUCUCAGACAUUACAUCAAUCUCAUCACACGACAGAGAUAUGGAAAGAGAGAUAAUCCAGAAGCUUUGUCAGAUUCCCCCUUUGAUGAAAGCAGAGAUCAUGUUGGGAAGUCAAGAUACGAUGAUUCCUUGAUGUGGUGAUUUCAUCCUCAUUAUACCUUUUGUGUUUAUGCAUUUUAAUUAUGAUGCAGAAGGACCUGAUCUCUGAAGAAUUAUGAGAAGAUUACACCAAACCAAAAGGAUCAUUGCAUGCAAACCUUUUUCAUGCAUUGAGAAACCAUCAAAGCUUUUUUUUUGUGGCAGACAAUUGUACAUAAUUUAUUGUUUAAAAUAAUAUACAGCAAUCAAGGAAAAGAAAACAAAAUGUGGGGUCUUUCUGAGGAAAAUAAUCUCGUUUGUAUUGUAAAAAUGUUUAUGUGCAAAUAAAGUUUAAUGGAUCAAUCAAAA